Messenger RNA from Monoraphidium neglectum, 873 nucleotides. RefSeq lists its product as hypothetical. The record is from RefSeq and is a predicted model, not a curated record. The transcript has 10 exons. Gene Ontology annotation, molecular function: N-carbamoylputrescine amidase activity. Bases 1 to 873 code for a protein of 290 amino acids. NCBI's taxonomy places the organism in Eukaryota, Viridiplantae, Chlorophyta, Chlorophyceae, Sphaeropleales, Selenastraceae.
AUGGUUCGUCUAGUAAAGGUUGCUGCCACACAGCUGGCGAUCAGCCGGGACCCCGCAGCGAACCUGGAACUGUUUGAGAAUGUUUACUUCUGUCAGGAGCAGAAGCCGGAGUACUUUGACUGGGCCAAGCCGCUGGAGAAGAGCGAGCCCGUACAGAGGAUGGCCAAGCUGGCCAAGGAGCUCAAGGUUGUUCUGCCAGUGAGCUUCUUCGAGAAGGUCAACAACGCGCACUUCAACUCGCUGGCCAUGAUCGACGCCGACGGCAGCAUCCUGGGGGUCUACCGCAAGAGCCACAUCCCAGACGGGCCCGGGUACCAGGAGAAGUUCUACUUCACACCCGGUGACACGGGCUUCAAGGUGUUUGACACCGCGUACGGCCGCCUGGGGGCCGCCAUCUGCUGGGACCAGUGGUUCCCCGAGACGGCGCGCGCCAUGGCGCUGCAGGGCGCGGAGAUCCUGUUCUACCCCACAGCGAUCGGGUCCGAGCCCCAGGACAGCGGCAUUGACAGCUACCCCCAUUGGACGCGCACGAUGCUGGGCCACGCCGCGGCAAAUUUGACGCCCGUGGUGGCGUCCAACCGCGUCGGCAAGGAGGAGUUCGAGAAGAGCUCUAUCACAUUCUACGGCGGCAGCUUCAUCAGCGGGCAGCGGGGGGAGGUGCUGCAGCAGGUGGGCGGCGACAAGGAUUUCCUGCAGCACGGCAACCUGACGCCCGACCCUUCAAAGGAGGAGGGCUUCGUGGUGCAGGAGUUUGACCUGGACGAGCUCAGGGCCACGCGCCUCGGGUGGGGCGUCUUCCGCGACCGCCGGCCGGAUAUCUACAAGCCGCUGGUCACUUUUGAUGGCAGUCUUGUGCACCACGCGCUCAAGUAG